UUCAGUACUGUGAAUACGCACGGUAACCUAGUCACAACGCAAGAACUUCAAUACUGUGGCGUAAAGGAACCAGGAAUUCCGGGGAAUGGGUGCUUCACCGGAACUGAGUCCUUUAGAUAACAUUAGUGACGUUGGAAGCUAACAUUCGACAUCAGUCCCAAUCAAGUUAAUUUUAUCUUAGGAAUUACAGUUUUCGGGACAAUAAAACAUAAGUGGGAACAUAUGAAACCCCAGGUUGCUCACAGGGUCAUCUUGCUUUACAGCCAUGUGCUCUGCUAUGACCUUAGGUCACUAUGGCUGCCAAGUAAACUUUUGUUGGAGAGAAAAGUUGGAGGUGAUGACGUGUUGACAGCAAUAUUUAGAACAGCUGCGCCGAAUUGAAAAUCGCCUUGAGGCUGUUCCAAGGUCUAGUGUUUUACUGGAUUCAUUGAUGGAUCCUAAGGAAACUUCAACAGGCUUAUGGACAUUCAGCAAGAAAGGUUUGGUUCAGUGUGGCUUGUCCAGAACAGAGAGGGCUGAAUGUUCAGGUAACAUUUCAUCUAGUCCCCUGAAGAACAGCUCUUUGGACAACAGUCUUAAAAAGACUGGUCAUGUGGAUAGCAAGGAGCAGCUGUCCCCCUACAGGGAAUUGUCUCCACACUCUGGGUUACCAUUGCAGCUUGAAGAUCAGACACAAAUUGUAGAGACCAAUGCCACUCCUUUACUUUCUAAAGCUGGGCUAAGUCAAAUGGUGUUCCAGCGUGACACUCGUUAUGCACAGACUGUCAAGCCAGCUAGCACAUUCUCUUCCAUGGUUAGUGAUACAUCAGUCCACUACCUCAACGAUCAGUCAUCUAUCAAUGUAGCGGGAGAUCCGGUACAUCAAUUGGCCACCAACGGAACCGUGUCUUCAUACAACCAAGACCAAGAAGAGCCCAGCGUGUUCAGCCAAGGUUUCCACCCGCAGAUGGAGACAUUUCAAAACUCCAGCCCGAGUUGUGCAAGCCAGAGACUGGAGAGCUUACGCCGACAACAGACAGAUGAUAAGCUGGAAAAGCUGAAGGAACGAAUUCGCAGACAGCGUGAGCACCUUGACGAAGCUGCAGAGAAAAAGCAGUUACUUGGCAGCUUGGAGAAGCCUGUGGGCAGUGGUCAACUAUAUUUGCAGUCCAGCAAAACUGUACCUUCUGCUCAUGUCCGUAAAGUCAUAACAGCUCCUCCUGCUCCUGUUUACAAAGGAUUCAACACCAGUGAGAUUAAAAGUCACAGUCCUGACUGCCAAGAGGAGGACUUGACUAGGCUGAGACGAGAGAUCUACAGAGACUUGACACGCCAGCUCACAGGAGAAGGUACCAGACCAAAGGUACGGUUCAGGGAGCGUUCAAAGGGCAAGAAGCCAGUCAAACCUGUCCGAAAAGUUCAUAGGUCAGGCUAUGUUCCUGAAUCUGACUCCAGGCCUGCAACAAUAAGUACAUCCACAUGGCGGGAAGGGCAGAAGCUUGUGAAGAUGAUGCUGGGUCCUUCUCUGCAGUCACAAUGCAAGUCCAGUCCUGAGUCUGGGCAUGGGGUGAUCAGGACAGGUAGCUUGAAGCGACCGCCUAGCAGUUCACCAUCAGAUAAUCUAAAUCAAGGCAAGAAAAUUGAAGAUGGAAAGACUGCGGCAGUCCAUCUCUCAACUGAUAUUCAAGACAUCUUGGAUGACCUUGAGUUAGAUACACCUCCUAGGAAGCAUGUUGAAAGGAUGGCUAAAAAGCCUGUCAGUCCUAGAGUAAAAACAAAGGAUCACGGCUGCAUUGGUGUCAAUCAUGCUGCUAGUCCUACCAAUCCAUCUUCUAUGGAGGCCCUAAAACCUGACCAAGUCAGAAGAAAACGGCACUAUGAUUCUGCUGCAGUGCGACAGUAUAUAUCGCGCCAACAGGUGGAGCGGCGCCGGCGGCAAACUGAGGAGCGCCGCAGUCAGCAGGAGGAAAUGGAGAGAAGGAAUCAGAGGCUACAGGAACUCUAUAGGAAACAAAAGGAAAGCUUCAAUAAGCAAACAGCUGCAGCCACUUCCUAUGCUCCCACUGUUGGGUCAACACCCAGGUGUCUGCUGGAAACGUACACUAAAUUGUUGCCAGAGCAAACCCAGCUUGAGACAGAUGUCCUACUCUCUCCUACUUUCACCAGCACCCAUCAGCAGACACCUCUGUACCAGCCCUCCAAUGAGUCGGAUAAGGAGAAUAAACAUCAAAAUCGACCCCAAAGUGCAUCUAGUGGUGACAUCUCUGUGUCUGAACAACAGUCUCCAGCACUAAGCAGGAAUGAGGUAGGCUUACCAACAAAGUCAUCCUGGGUACAAGGCGAUGGUCAGUGCUCUCCAUCAAGACAAAGUGUGGCUAUUCCUUUGAUAACCCCACCUAAACAAACAUUUCCCCAGUGGCCGGGCGAAGAAUGGAAGAACUCUGCUCCUAGUCCCACCUGUUUGCAUGCUCCAGCCCUCCCCGGCUCUCUAACAACCAUGACUAGCAGAAUGAGCCGUCUAGAAGUCUUAAAGUCUACAGCUACUUCCCUCUCCAACCGAAUUGAGAGUGAGGCCCGGAAAUUGCUACUCACUUGUAAGGGCAGCCAAAUGUGUGUUUCAGAGUUGAGUGUGGACUUGCCAAAUCACUGGGCUAGAAUGGCCAGCUCCAAUAUUGACAUUGUAGCAAAGCCAGAACACUCUGUGGAGAAAAUUCAGAAGCUGCAUUGUACAGGCCUGACCACUUAUGAUGGAACUCUUCCUGGAGUGGGAAAUUUGUACACCCUCAGAGAACCACAAGAAAGAACGGCAGAAACUGCAAAAAAUAAAAUACCCUUUUGCAUUGCUGACUCUAACUCCAAGUUGAUGGACGGCAACCUAGAUCAGGCUGAAGAAGAGCAAAUCAUGUUCCACCAUGACGAUUAUAGCUCCAAUGCAAGCUCCAUCAGUGAUGGCAGCCUGACUGAAAGGAAAGCCAAUUCUCAGCAACCAUCCAUGCAUGUUACAGUUCUAGACAUCGAUUGCAUUCAGCAGGAAAGCUCACCUUUGCACCAGUUCUCUGUCUUCAGCAGUGGGAGGGACAAAUGCAAGCUGUUUACCAGUGCAAUACCUCAAGAUGCCAGUACAGCUGCUUGGAAAGAGCUGACAAAGGGUAGUCCACACAGUGUCAUUAACAUCUUCACCAAGAAUCUGCACAGCAGCAGUAGCAAAGUAAUGUCUGACAGGAGAAGUGGGAGAUCUAGUCCUGUCUCCUCCACUGGUCAUUCUGAGGGCCAUCGUGAGAAUAACAUGUCCUCACAGGGUAGUAACUCCAACAGUAAACCAGUCAUCAGGAAUCCAAACAGGCAUAGCAUCAGCAAUGUAGCAAACAAGCAAGGAAAUAGUCCUCAAGAUGACUUAAAACAUGAGAAAUCAGACACACAGUCCUUCUCCCCAGUGGGAUCUCAUGCAUCAUCAUUCUGCUCUGCUUCUAGUUCCCUAGACAUGGAGGCAAGUGUUGAUGUCACACUGGUGGAGGGUUUGCGAGAUGACUGGUCUGCAGUCAUAGAGCCUGGGUGUUUGGGUUCCAUGAAAGAGAGCUCUAAGGGGAACUCUACACACAGUUCUCUUAAAGGCUUGGACACUGACAGUACAACAGGGGCUGCUUCAGUCUACUCAUUGCAUAGCCUAUUUGUGCACAGCAAGACAAGCCAAAGAAGGACAACUGUAUGCCCCUCAGCUGACUCUGAUCCUACAACCAGCUCUAAGGGCAGUAGCCUAACUGGUGAUAAGGGAGGGGUUGUGGAAUCACCUUCUCCUAACUGGGCUCUUCACAGCACUUCUGCCAUGUCUUCAUCGCUUAAAGGAAAUGCCAGUCCUGCCCCCAACAGUAGUGUUGCCGAACCAGUAGUAACUGCAGGUGGGCUGCAGUGUGCUCCAGGUGCUUUACAACAGCGCAUGGCAGCAGAACUCAUGUACUUGGAUUCUAUUGAGGAGUCUAUACGACAGCUAAGUGAUGUUGAACGUAUACGUGGGGUUUCCCUGGCACAACAGGAGGCCUUGUCCCUAGCUCAUGUCCUCAAGUCCCAGCAACAAGCUCAUGAACAGGACUUUCACCAACUUAAAGUGAAAGCCGAGCAAGAUUUUGAAUCGCAGAUAGAAGUGGAAAAUGCACAGCAGAGAGAAACACAGGUUUGUUAUCCUCAGAUAGCCAGCAGGCUGAGUAUUCAGGCACCCACCAUCACAUCCCACUGUGACGAGCCUCAGUACACUUUUCUAAUGCAGACCCCAACAUCCUCCAGAACUGUCAGUGGCAGUGGCGCUCAUAUGAGCGCUUCUUUGUUAUCAUUUGAGGAAAGAAGGGGCGUUUUGGAGGAGGCCCAGGACAAUGCAACUCCCAGUGACAGCAUUCCCUCCCCUCACGAUGACAAAGAUAGCAUGUCAGUGGCCACAGAGUACUCUCUGAAGUUUGAUGAGUCUAUGACUGAAGAUGAGAUAGAGGAGCGAUCAUUCCGAUCGCUGCUACCCUCAGAGUCUCAUCGCCGAGGUACCCUGGAGAAGAAGCAGAGCCGACAUGAAGAGUCAGAAGAAGAGCCUGCACAGGACCUGGCUAUAUCUCUGGAUUCUUCCAAGGCGUUUCAGCAAGACAACAGUAUACCUUUCUCCAGUGGACAGAACAGCUUCUCCAGGUUUACUAUGGAGAUGGUGCGGCAGUACAUGAAAGAGGAGGAAGUCCGUGCACAACAUCAGAGUUCUUUGCUGCAGCUUCGCCAGCGAGCACUGAAGGAGAAGACCAGAGCAGAGCUUGCAUGGCUGGAACACCUAAAAAAGCGUCUCAGGGAUAAAGGGGAAGAUGACAAGAUGCCACCAAUAAGGAAGAAGCAAAGAGUAUUGUUGCUGAAGCUGCAGCAGGAGCAGGCAGAGAUUAAGAGACUUCAGGAGGCCAAUAAAGCUGCACGUAAGGAGAGACAGUUACUGCUGAAACAACAGGAAGAAAUUGAGCGUAUGCGCUCCACCACCCUCAGACUACGAGAGCGGUUAAAAAGUGCUUGCCACGUGGAGCCCACCAGCUUUGAAACAAUGGAGGAACCUGUCCUUUCCAAUAUGACCAUAACUGAUGCUAACUCACGUAGCACAUCUCCCCUUUCUAUGUCGGGUAGUGAAACUAGCAGCAUUAUGCAGAGGCUGAAGAAGAUGCACAGCCACAUGGAUGAAAAGUUCCUGACAAAGAGAGAGCAGCAACUUAUGCAGCGUCGCAGCUAUGCAGAGGAGCUCUUGCAGUGGAAGCAGCGUCUUGAUUCUGAAGAGAGGGAGAUUCGCAGGAUGGAGAGGCAGGCGAUGUCUGCCUGGGACAGGGAUAUGCCUGAAGUGAUCCCUCACCAAAAAGAUGCUGUAGUGCAGAAAGCAUCAACAGUGCUUUCAAUGUACAGUGGAUCCUCAGAUAUUCCCUCAACUGAGAAGCUAACUGGGCAUUCUGAUUUGACCCAAAGUCAGCUUAGCAGCCAACAUGCAGGUGCUUCCUUUUCCCAGGAGUCUGAUGCAUCACAAAGAGACCUGUCUCCUUCAGGAAAAACUAUUUUAAGCCCAUCACACCACCUGGAAAGCAGCAGUGGAGGCAAUAUCAGUACCAGUUCUGGCAGCGUAAGGCAGAUCUGCUCUAGUGACCAGAUCUCAUCUGUGAAAAAGUCGGCAUCAGAUCAGAGCAGUAUUGAGAGCCGCAUUUCUGCUCUCAAGGAGGAACUACGAAAGCGCAAAACCGUUGUGCAUCAGUUGAAAAAAGAACAGAAGAAACGCCAGAAAGAGCGACUUAAGGCUCAGGAGGCUAAUCUCCUGAAACAGCUAGAGUCAUAUAAUGACUUCAUUAAGAAGACCAAAUCAGAGUUGAGUAAAGACCAGGGAAUCACAUUGACAAUUAAACCAGAAAUCAACAAGCUUACAACAGAAAAAACAAGAAUCAAAUCAUCUCCACCUCAAAGGCCAGAAACAAGCAACAGUUCUGAAGAUGGCACAAAGUCUGUGGAAAUUGACCAGACCAUCUCAGAUUUUCAAGUAAAUAGAGGUCAAGGCUUGAUCCAUGAGGAGAGUUUGUCUGAUGAAGAUCCUCCCACUGUGACUCCAACACCAGUUUUGGGUAGUCCAGACCUCUCUAACAGUCCAAAGAGUCUGGUGUCAUCUGAGUCCCAGCCUAGGCAUACAUCACAGGCAUUGUCCACAGUACAAUCUGGCAGUGAAAACAUUUUAUCUAAACAUAAAGCAGAGGUAACAACAGAAGUAGAAUCUCUGAAGUCUGAAAAAUCCACAAGUGAGCAUGCUCACCUCUCUGAUGUCUUCCUUAGUCUGGAACUUGUUGCAGAGCCUGAUGUCAAGAAGUUGCACUCACUGAGUAGCAAAGACCAUGCUGAAGAGUCCCGCAGAGUAAAUGGCCAGGAUAGUGCUUCUAAGCUCAAGCCUGAGGAGGAGUCUCACAAUGGUACAGAUGAUGUUGAAACCACACCCUCCCUACCAAAUCAAAUGUCUACAGUGGAGCAUAAAACCUCAGCUGAUGGUUAUAAUGAUGAUUUUGAGUCCUUGGCAGAGUCUUCCCUAACGGCUUUGGGCAAACAUUCUUCACCCUCCACUCCAGAAGAGCAAAGAAAAUCAUUCCACAAGUCUGUAACAAUUAGUGAGGAUGAAAUUGGUGAAGAGCUUUCCUCAAAAUCAAAAUCGAUUAGUGAUGUCCACUCUGAACACCUUCUUGACCUCAAGAGCCAAACUGCAAAAUCCAUACAUCAGGAUGGAGGAGAGGACUUAAUCUCUGGAAUAUCCACAGAUUCGUCCACUUCUAAUUCACAGGUUUUGUCAGCAGUGGACAAAAUGGAUGGAUUCAGUAUUGGUGAAAGAGUCCUUGUGAGGAAUCUUCAAUUAGGUACAUUAAGGUUCAAAGGCCAAACUAGGUUUGCCAAGGGGUUCUGGGCUGGAGUGGAGCUUGAUACAUCAGAAGGAAGUAAUGAUGGAACCUGUGAUCGUGUGGUAUACUUUGAAUGCAAACCAGGCCAUGGUGUCUUUGUUUCUCCUAAUCAUAUUUCUCGCCUUCAAGAGGGUCGUAAUGUUGAUGUUGACACCACAGAUGAUGAGGAUUCUUUUGUUGAUGACACAUCACACAAAGAGCCUUUGAAGGACCAAUUGCAACAACAAAGCCAUGUAAAUGAUGACAGCCAAAAAUCUGAUGAGAUGUUUUACACUGGAGACAAAGGUCACUUUGAUCAAACCGAUGGAUCUUGUGAACUACAAAACAAGCUAACCACAUUAGAGAAAGAUUCUGUGGCACCAGUUUUGAAUUGGGAACCGACUAACUCUAACCUCAUUUCAGAUAACUCCAAAGAUGAAAAGUGCUCAUUAAUUAAUGGAGAAAGCAUAGAAAUCAACCUGGUUUCGACAGAAAACAGACAUUCUCCCCUGCCUACCUUAGGGAAGUCAAACUUGAAAGGGCAGGGUCAAGAAGUGGAACUUUUGACUUUUCUUGACUCACUAAGCAAUGAAAAGGGCUUUGAUACCAAGAUCUCUACUGAUGAUAAAAGUGAUGAACAGUGUGAGGUUUCAAACAACUAUGAGAAAGUGAGCUUCAACACAUUUGCAGAUCAGCUCUUUAAAAACUGUGUGACAGACGCUGUGAAACAGUACCAACAGAUACAAAAAGCUAAACUUAAGAAGAUAGAAGAUGCCAAUCUGAAGAAAGAUGAUUAUGGCGGUUCUACAAAGACAGGCUUACCUUCAACCAACAUUAAGAUGGAUGAGUUUUAUAUGUUCAAUGAAGAGGAAGAGGAUAUAACAUCACCAGAACUUUAUAACCGACAGGAGAGUCCUGUGUUGGAUGCGUCUGGGCAACAGGAGUUGGCUAAGCGCUUGGCUGAGCUGGAACUUAGCCGAGAGCUGUUGGAUGUUUUAGGAGAUGAACCAGACUGGUUUGAGGAGGACUUUGGUCUUAGUUCUCAGAAAGAGCAAAGACAGAAACAUCUCCACAUAUGGCAGGAGGGAGGUAUUUCAGGUGCUUUUGGCUCAGGUCCAAUACAACAGGUGAUGACUCCUCCCAGGCCAGAGCUACCUCUUCAAGCCAACACAAUACCUGAGAGACCUGUCAUGAUUGUGCCGCAUGGUAUACCAGAAAUGGAAAAACUUGUGUAUGCUGCAACUCAGGAAAUCUGGGACAAGUGCAGGUUGGGAAUGGGUGCAUCGCUGGCUGGAUUUCCUAGACCCCAGGCCUCAGUAGAUUUCUUAGGAGGGGAUACCACGAGUGAAAACCAGGCCACUUACUGCAAGCAAAGCUACAAACAGGCUGUUUUUGAUUUAUCGUGGGAGGUUAUUAAGGACAUAUUUGCGAAGGAUCAUAAAACAGAACAGCCUCAAUGGAUGAAGCCUCAGCGCAUCAAGUCUUCAUAUUUUCAUGGAAUUAAAUGUAUGAAGGACAUGCAAACAGUUCAGGCAUUUCUUACAGAAGAGGUUUUAAAGUUGUACGGUUUGAAAAGAGAGCACAACCAGAAGACUGACUGGCAGAAAAUGCUUAAGUUUGGAAGGAAAAAGCGCGACCGAGUCGAUCAUAUAUUGGUCCAGGAGUUGCAUGACGAAGAGUCUCAGUGGGUGAACUAUGACGAAGAUGAACUAUAUGUUAAGAUGCAGCUGGCUGAUGGCAUUUUUGAUGCUUUGUUAAAGGACACAGAGGAUGUGCUGACCCAAAUCCAGGAGAGGAGAUCAAGUAGAGUUAUUUCCUCCUGAAAUCUGCAUAUCCUGACUUAAAAGAACUUCAUGUCCGUUUCAAGAUUUAAGUGUCUUGAUUAAUGAAGUCAGUAUUCUACGUCUGUUUUUUUUGGUGGCCAAUGGAGUGGUUCUCCUUAUAAAAAUCACUCUUUAGUUUGAUUUAUUUUAACAAACCAAAUGAUUGUUGCUAAUAUACCGAUGUUCCACAGCACACUUCAGAUUUAUGAUCAGAAGACAAAACAUCAAAUGAACUUUUAACAUGGGAGGUGACAGGGUAACCUCAUGUGCAUUGAAUAUAUGAAAUGUCAGAACAUCGGUUGAUCACCAUGUAAACUUACCCCUAACAAUCUUGUGUUUUCUUCUGAUUAAAAAAAAACGAGAGAUGUGUCAGUCAUUGCCGUCACUUGUAAUUUAGAUACAAAAUGUAUGGUGAUAUUGUUAUCGAUAACUUCUAAAGCAGUGGUUAUGCUACCUCUUAUAAAUUGAUUUUACAUUUGAGGUUUAUGUACAAUUUGGCUAUAUUCUAUUUCAACCAAUCACUGUGGAUUCAUUAUAUCCAGGUUUUGCAUUUGUAUGAAUCUAUUUACAUGUAUAAAAUAUUGAAUUGGUAAAACAUUUUAAUGUUAGAAUGGGCUUCUGGCCUGGUGGCACAGUUAAUCUUGUUAAGCAUGUACACAUGUGAGCUACACACAAGGCAGGAUUUAGGGUGAGGUUUUUGUAUACUGUAGAAAUAAUGGUGAACAAGGGCUUUUCCAUUUGUAUAAAUGAUUUUGGAAAUCUUGUGUAUACAUACAGAGAUAGUACAUAGUACAGUAGUUCUUUCUUCCAUUUAGGAUUUAGACAUGACUUACUAAAAUAUCCUGAGAUGUUGCACUUGUUUACUUUUGUGAUCAGUCUUUAACUGUAUGCUGUGUUAAUAAUAGAAAGGUGUCAGUACCUUUCUGAAAUUGAAGCUUGUUUCAGGUUUUAUGGAAAUGUACACAAUAUAACUCAACUGCUUUGAAAUUGUUUUUCAAUUGUACACAAUUGGUAUUUUACUGCGUUGAACUAUAUUGGCCUUGGAUAUGUACAUUUCAAAAAAUAUUUUUUGAAAAUGUAAAUAAAGUGGAUUUCUUGAAAGCCA
Messenger RNA from Alosa sapidissima (American shad), 9809 nucleotides. RefSeq names its product centrosomal protein 350 (gene cep350). The record is from RefSeq and is a predicted model, not a curated record. Gene Ontology annotation, biological process: microtubule anchoring. The transcript is spliced from 35 exons. NCBI's taxonomy places the organism in Eukaryota, Metazoa, Chordata, Actinopteri, Clupeiformes, Clupeidae. Gene Ontology annotation, cellular component: centrosome. Gene Ontology annotation, molecular function: microtubule binding. Bases 431 to 8704 code for a protein of 2757 amino acids.